Oncorhynchus tshawytscha (Chinook salmon) is the source of this 6104-nucleotide messenger RNA. RefSeq names its product 5-hydroxytryptamine receptor 2B. The record is from RefSeq and is a predicted model, not a curated record. Gene Ontology annotation, molecular function: G protein-coupled serotonin receptor activity; neurotransmitter receptor activity. Gene Ontology annotation, biological process: G protein-coupled receptor signaling pathway, coupled to cyclic nucleotide second messenger; regulation of behavior; heart development. Gene Ontology annotation, cellular component: dendrite; plasma membrane. Bases 1056 to 2429 code for a protein of 457 amino acids. NCBI's taxonomy places the organism in Eukaryota, Metazoa, Chordata, Actinopteri, Salmoniformes, Salmonidae. The transcript has 4 exons.
UAUAAACAGUAGGACGACUGUGUUGAAGGAAAUUACCUCCCAGAACCAUUGGCAUUCGGCCAACUCUGAGACAUUCAUCCAUUUUCUCCUUAGCAUGACUCAAGGGUAAGCAUGGAGGUGGAAGGAAGAAACAGUGAGAAAUAGCAAGUCGACCACAGACAGAGAGAGCAAGAGCGAGACAAGAGAAAGAGACAGACAGCGUCAGAGCGAGAGACGGAGCGAACCUGAGAGAGCAAGACAGAGAACCUGAGAGAGCGAAAGACCGACAGAGAGCGUGAGACAGAGAGAGGACAUCUGAACGUUUUCAACCUGUGAUAACGGUAGGUGAUGCGAAUCCAAACCAGGGGCUCAUCCAACAUGCGGGGAUAAAGGAAAUUCCUCAGAAUGGAAUGCACCAAAGUGAGAUAAUAUUAGCCAAUUAUUUUCACAAGGGGAGGGCUGCCUAUGACAUUUUAUGAUUUUUGAGGGGUUCUACGUAUAUAAAAACGUGAGCAGGGACCAGAAAAAAAAGCUGCCACUGAAGGAGUCUGAGGAUUGAGUUGUUUGGUGAUGAACAGCACUGUUCAUCCAAUGCGCAAGGUAUUGCGUGAUUGAAAAGUAAGGAUUUAGCAGCUCUGAAUACGAUGCAAAUGAACUGGACAAACUAAAGGAGAACACACAGGCUUCUGCAUUAGCUGAAGUAAAAACUGGUAUGUUCUAGGGAGUACACAAACCAAAAGACACCGGCGCCUGGACUACGAGUCAGAGAACCAACUCUUCACCUAACAUCCCCUUUACUGUGGUGGUACAACCUGUGCUUGGAUUACUGCCUGGAACAAGCUCGAGGCGACCUGUUCAGUUUUGGAGCGGCGGGGCUUUGUCGAUUGUGACGUGGCCCUUUUGGUUUGUACGCGGAGUCUGAGGAUGAGCUACCGCCCUGUGUGCUGGCUCUGAGCUGCCCUCCACUGCGGUCCCCCCUGCCUGUGGGACCCUGUGAUCAUGCUGGCCAAGCCCCCUGAGCCAGCCAGAGCAGAACCACGACCCGUGCCCAGGUCAGCCAUCCCUUCCACAGCAGGAUGUCCCAGCCAGAUGCGGUCCCGCUGGGGACCAACGGCUCGGGGGCCGGGGCUCAGCUGCACUGGGCUGCUCUGCUCAUCAUCAUGGUUAUCAUCCCCACCAUCGGGGGCAACAUCCUGGUCAUCUUGGCCGUGUCGCUGGAGAGGAAGCUGCAGAACGCCACCAACUACUUCCUGAUGUCCCUGGCAGUGGCCGACCUGCUGGUGGGACUCCUGGUGAUGCCCAUCGCCCUCAUCACUGUGCUAUACAAUUCCGGGUGGCCUCUUCCGGAGUUCCUCUGCCCAAUCUGGCUCUUCCUGGACGUCCUGUUCUCCACAGCAUCCAUCAUGCACCUGUGUGCCAUCUCACUGGACCGCUACAUAGCCAUCAAGAAACCCAUUCAGCACAGCCAGUAUAAAUCCAGGUCCAAAGCCAUGGCCAAGAUAGCAGUGGUGUGGCUCAUAUCCAUUGGUAUCGCAAUCCCCAUUCCCAUCAAGGGGCUGAGAAACUACCAUCUUCCAAACAAUGUCACCUUUAACAGCAACCACACCUGCCUACUGAAACCAGACAGCUUCCGAGAGUUCAUCAUGUAUGGCUCCAUGACAGCUUUUUUCAUCCCUUUAACCAUCAUGAUGGUCAUCUACCUGCUCACCAUUCAGGUGUUGCGCAAGAAAGCUUUUCUGCUCAGGUCAAAGGUCACACAGCGCUUCACUCGCCCAACAGUCUCCACAGUCUUCCAGAGGGAGCAGUCCAUGGCCUCUCCCACAACUGAGAAACUGCCAGGAAAUCCCACCGCUCCUACCAACCCCAUGACAAAUGAAGAUAUCCCCAUCCGUCGCAUGUCCACCAUGGGCAAGAAGUCCAUGCAAAACCUGACCAAUGAGCAGCGUGCCUCUAAGGUGCUGGGCAUCGUCUUCCUGCUGUUUGUAGUCAUGUGGUGCCCAUUCUUUAUCACUAACAUCACCUCUGUGCUUUGUGCGAGCUGCAACGUCAAUGUGAUCGGCCGUCUGAUGGAGAUCUUUGUGUGGGUGGGCUACGUGUCAUCUGGUAUCAACCCGCUGGUCUACACCCUCUUCAACAAGACUUUCCGCCAGGCCUUCACACGCUACAUCACCUUUAACUACAGCAGCAUCAGUAAUGGGCCAGCCAGCCAUACAAGGGAACAGCAUGGCUGCAGGAAUCUAACAAGGAUCUCCUUCCGUUCAUCUGUGGCGGAGAACUCUAAGCUGUUCAUGAAGCGGGGAAUGAAAAACAGCAUCGGGCCGGUGUGCUAUCAGAGUCAACUGAGCCGAAGGCAAACACCAAUACAGUCCUCUGGCAGCGUUCUACUGGACACUCUGCUCCUUACCGAGAAUGAGGAUUGCAAAUCCGAAGAGCAUGUCAGUUACUUGUAGGCCUUUCGGAAAAUGCAGUCAGCAAAAGGGAAACAAUUAGAACCAGAAAGUCAGAUGUAAGAGGCACCCAAGGCUUGAGUUGUGAGCUCCCCAGGGGAUUACCUUCCAUGAGCAUCACAUGGAUUAUUUUCUAGUCAAGAAAACAGUGUGCUCUCAGGGGGAAACAAAAAUAUGUAGAUUUCUGUCAAACAAAUAAGAGGCCCUCUGUACAGAGAUAGCUGAACAUUAUGCGUAAAAUGAGACAACAGGUGUGUUGAGGUGGUUGCCCUCAAUAAAAGAUAAGCUGACAAGGGUCAGGUCGGACUGUUCUUAAGAAAGCCGCCAGAGAGAUAAAUACAUAAGGAAUGAAGACAUAUGACUGUCUGGAAACUCUCCCAGUGGAUACAAUGUAUAUUCCAAUUCUAAUCCUUGGGCUAUUUAGUUCUCUGCUAUGGACAAUUUCCAUUGAGGAGAUGGCAUUUUUACCUAUUGAGAGGACAAACACUUCACCUUCACACAAAAUAGUUUAUAAAUACCACCCAUUUUAAUUGCAAUUUUUUGGUAAGUGCUUUUAUGAAUAUUAACAGAUUUAUUGUAUAGUCACAGGUCCUAUUUCCCCAAACUGUAGCAUCCAAAUGGAUUAUUAUAUAUAAAAUGCAACAAAGACAAAACCUUUGCAAAUGAGAAGCUUGUAAAAUACAAAUGUAUAGCCUACAAAUGGAUAUGUAUUUAGCAUAAAAUUCCUGGUUCAUAAAUUGAUAAAACAGUGCUUUGCUAAAAGAAAAGCCAAAAGUAUUUCUUCUUUUUUUUUACAGUUCUUAAAGGGGCAAUCAGCAGUUGAAACAUAAAAAAUGUUAUCCCCACCCCUGUUCCAGUAAAAAGCUGAGGGAUGGGUCUGGAGAAAUGUAACCACUCAAAUUCAUAGGCAGAGCUAUGGAUGCAAGGACUGACCAUCUAUGAUAUUCAAACUACUGUUUUAGCCACGUUUCAAAGCUAUAAACAGGGUCUGACAUUGACUAUGCCCGACGGAUCUCGUCAGUCACUGGCCCAGUAACUUGAAGACUACACGCGAUAAAGACAAGCCAUUUGUAUUUGAGCAAUAUGAUUGACCGUUCAUUGAAGCUCCACUUGUUCCCGCAGGUCACAACUACAGCACAUUAAAUGUAAAAAAUGUUUUAUUAACCAAUGGCCUUUACACAGCACACACGAGCUGUCCUGAGCAAAAUAAAUGGUCAUUAAUCCAUUCGCUGAGCUCCUUUACUUUAGGGAAAGGGAUUUACAACCUUCAAUAGUAAACAUACAGUACCUAGCAAUAUGCUGGCUACUGUUGAUAGUCUGCUAAAAUAAAGCUACAAAAAGACACCUAGCAUGUGUCUUGGCUAGCCUAGUUGAUAUAUUUUGGAAUGUUUGUCUUAAAAGGGGCAGUGUCCUAUUUUGGGAUGUAAAAAAUCAUCUCAAAAUGACAUACUUUAGAAUAAAAUGAAUGCAUUUAAUACAAUUCUAAAGAAUAUAGUAAGGACUUGCAUUGCAACAUUAUAUUACACAGCUUUUUAAUAACUAGAUGUAGCCUAUUAAUAGCUGAAUAUAGUGAGAAGCAUGGCAAUCUACAGGCCCCAAUGCAUUUAAAAACUACACCAAGUUCUGGCAAUCAUCUAUUUUUAUUGCCAGUAAGAACUUCUGGAGUACAGACCCCCAGAAAUCAUUUUUAUGUAUAAUUUGUAUGGAGGAAUACUUAGACAAAAAAAAUGACACUAAAUGAUAAUUAAGAAAUUGUUUAAAAUCUUGGAGGUGAAUGUUGGAAUUAAACAAUUAACUAUGCAAAUGAGCAAAAGGUGUGUGCAUUAAGGAAACAGACGCCAGGCUCAAAUAGAAACCCGUCUCUAAUAAGCGCCCGUUUUGUUCAGUGAUUUAAACAAAUAAAACGCCAAGGCUGUUAAAUUGACAUUUUACAGUGGAAUAGUUUUUAGAAUACUCCAGGCCACAAGAUGGCAGUAGCUUGUUUAGCAUGUGCCUGCUGUAGCUAAUGUACGCUAACUAGCAAGCUGUGCUAAUUUUGUUGCUAGCUAGCUAGAAUUUUCAGAAAGCCCUUGAUACUACAUUGACAUUUUUGUCAUUAAUCAGAGUAUGUUGCUAUGGCAUCAACGGCCCAUCCCCACAGAGGCACAGGGCGCAUUGCGAGGUGGUAUUUGAAGGACAAACAGAGUUGAAUAAUUUGGUACACUGUUCAUAUUGAACAUAUCCAAGUGAAAUAUAUACUUUGUCAUGACGAUAUAAAACGGAUGGAUGUGUUCUAGACAAGUAUGCCCAUACCAUCCAUUGGCCUUUUGGCAAUCUGGAGUGCAGGUAAUUGUUUUCAAAGGGCUAUGAAAUGUGAUAGUGUGUUAUCCCCCAUCUCCAGUGAUAUAGAACCAUGUAGCUAUGACGCGUUCCUACACAAUUUCCUAAUUUCACAGACGGACCACUUAGAAGUUAAAUCGUGGGGAGUUCUCCUUUUUUACCCAUUGAUGAAACACAGGCUUUCAGCAAAUUGACAGAAGUUUCAUGAUUUUAAUUCCUGGGGGUAGAUUACACUUUAAAAUAGCUAGAUGAGACUAGAGCGAUUGCGGUGACAGUAUUACCGGCACACCGGCAGUCAUGAGUCUUGACCGCAGCAAAAUGUCAGCCAAUUUCGAUAAACUCAGUACCGUUAGCUUAAUUUUCUGUCCAGUAUGAACUCAGACCCCUCAAAAGAGCUCCUGAAGCGAACUGAAAAUACAAUUAAGAGGUGGUCUGAGUUCAGGUCAGACAACCUCUCGAAAUGCUCUCCAAAUUCACUUGUCAUUAUUCCCGCACCACACACUAGACUACUGCAACACCGUUUCCCCUGCCAUAAACCCUCACAUUGAUCCCACAAGAGAAGAUGUGCAGGUUCACGGAAAAAACGUGCCGUUUUUAGAUACAGAUUAGGGAUUGUCAAGAAUGCACAGAAAUUCCAAAAUAUGUUUAAAGACUUUAGUUCAGAUUAUUUGUUUGCAGUAUGUGAACUAUAGGCUAAAAUAGCUUCAUCAGCUGUUUAUUUAAUUGGGGUUUGAAUAGUGUGAAAAGACAACAUAUUUGGUAAGAAUCACAACACAAGGUAUGCCUACAAAAUAAAUUAUAGCUCUUAAAAGGGGCAAUAGCCUACAUUAGGAUGCACAGGGCGCUGGAAUUAUAAUGCUGAAAUUAUAAAUUACAGCAUUAUUUAAUCUGCAGUUAUUCUUCUGCUAUUUGUUCUGUUACCAAUAAUAUUUACAUGUAAUUAGUAUAUUCAGUUUGCAUUUAGUUAAAAGAUGCGACAAUAAUUGUAAUCUAUUAGCUUCCAAGUAGGUAUAUAUCUAUACUGAACAAAAAAUAAAAUGCAACAUGUAAAGUGUUGGUUUCAUAUUUUAUGAGCUGAAAUAAAGAUCACAAAUUUUCCAUACGCACAAAAAGCUUCGCUCUCUCUCAAAUGCUGUGCACAAUUCUGUUUACAUCCCUGGUAGUGAGCAUUUCUCCUUUGCCAAGAUAAUCCAUCCACCUGACAGGUGUGGCAUAUCAAGAAGCUGAUUGAACAGCAUGAUCAAUACACAGGUGCAGCUACUGCCGGGGAUAUUAAAAAGCCACUCGAAAAUGUGCAGUUCUGUCACACAACACAAUGCCACAGAUGUCUCAAGUUGAGGGAGUGUGUAAUUGGCAUGC